Messenger RNA from Linum tenue, 1938 nucleotides. The record is from the annotation of a GenBank genome assembly. NCBI's taxonomy places the organism in Eukaryota, Viridiplantae, Streptophyta, Magnoliopsida, Malpighiales, Linaceae.
CGAAAGAUGGAAGAAGUACGGGGCUAAAACUGUAUGUUCCAAUAAUAUUUGAGAUGCGAAGGUCUGAGCUUCCAGUUUUCAUCAGAACAAUCCCUAGAGCAAUUUCUCCGAUUUUCCGAUAGAUAGAUUUCCGAUUUCAAUCACCGUGCCUCCGCCGCAUUGACGAAUCUAGCUUAUCGAGGGCGUCAACAUGGGUCAGGGUCCAUCAGGUAUGAACCGCCCGCCGGGCGAUAGGAAGGGAGAUGGCGACAACAAGAAGGAGAAGAAGUACGAGCCCGCCGCCCCGCCUUCCCGAGUCGGGCGGAAGCAGAGGAAGCAGAAGGGUCCCGAGGCGGCGGCGCGGCUGCCGACGGUGACGCCUUUGUCUAAGUGCAAACUGAGGUUGCUUAAGAUGGAGCGAAUCAAGGAUUACUUGUUGAUGGAGGAGGAAUUCGUCGCGAAUCAGGAGAGGUUGAAGCCUCAGGAGGAGAAGAAUGAGGAGGAUCGAUCUAAGGUCGACGAUCUCAGAGGGUCGCCGAUGAGCGUCGGGAAUCUCGAGGAGCUGAUUGAUGAGAAUCACGCCAUUGUUUCUUCCUCCGUUGGUCCCGAGUACUACGUUGGAAUUCUCUCCUUUGUCGAUAAGGACCAGCUUGAGCCCGGCUGCUCGAUUCUGAUGCACAAUAAGGUCCUUUCUGUUGUUGGCCUUCUGCAAGAUGAGGUUGAUCCCAUGGUUUCAGUAAUGAAAGUCGAGAAAGCUCCACUCGAAUCAUAUGCCGACAUUGGUGGGUUGGAUGCUCAAAUACAGGAGAUUAAGGAAGCAGUGGAGCUUCCUCUUACACAUCCUGAACUAUAUGAAGACAUCGGGAUUAGGCCCCCUAAAGGAGUCAUUCUCUAUGGGGAGCCAGGAACAGGGAAGACACUGCUUGCUAAGGCUGUUGCAAAUUCUACAUCGGCGACUUUCUUACGCGUGGUAGGAAGUGAACUGAUUCAGAAGUAUCUAGGUGACGGUCCAAAACUAGUUAGGGAGUUGUUUAGAGUUGCUGAUGACCUUUCGCCUUCAAUUGUCUUCAUCGAUGAAAUUGAUGCAGUUGGCACAAAGAGGUAUGAUGCAAAUUCUGGUGGUGAGCGCGAGAUCCAGAGGACUAUGUUAGAACUGCUGAACCAGCUGGAUGGUUUUGAUUCGAGGGGAGAUGUGAAAGUGAUUCUUGCAACCAAUAGAAUCGAGAGUCUCGAUCCUGCUCUGUUGCGUCCAGGGCGUAUAGACAGGAAGAUUGAAUUCCCUCUUCCCGACAUCAAAACUAGGAGGCGCAUCUUCCAGAUCCAUACAUCGAGGAUGACAUUAGCAGAUGAUGUUAACUUGGAGGAGUUUGUGAUGACCAAGGAUGAAUUUUCAGGAGCUGACAUCAAAGCAAUCUGCACUGAGGCUGGUUUGCUUGCUUUAAGAGAGCGGCGUAUGAAGGUAACCCAUGUCGACUUCAAGAAAGCGAAGGAGAAGGUUAUGUUCAAGAAGAAAGAAGGGGUGCCAGAAGGACUAUACAUGUGAAGAACGCCUCCUAUCAUUCCCUCCAGAACUGAGAAAAUGCUUUCUUUACUUGUUGGUCAAGUUCUUCGUCUUUCGUUUGUCCCUUGUAGCUUUUGCUGUUCGAGCACCAUCUUGCCACUGUAUUUAAUGCUUUCCAAUGCCAUCGUCUUAUAAGUUAUGACCUUCCCAUAUUCCAUAUUGUAGUUAGAUGAUUUGAGCAUGAGAAACCUCAAAGUUGGUUCUUUCCAAGUGAGGCUUAACUGCUGGGUAAAGGGUAGAUGAUUUGUUCCACUCUGGAUCAAAGUGGAUACUGAAGUAUUCAUUCCGGUUCUGUUUAAUCAUUCUUGAUUGUCAAUCAAGACACGGUAGAAUCGAAUCGUUCACGUAAGUUGUUUCCUUCAUUGAAACAAACCAUACAGAACUGGGUGUGCUUUUGU